Messenger RNA from Trichomycterus rosablanca, 5538 nucleotides. RefSeq names its product signal peptide peptidase 3 (gene sppl3). NCBI's taxonomy places the organism in Eukaryota, Metazoa, Chordata, Actinopteri, Siluriformes, Trichomycteridae. The transcript is spliced from 9 exons. Bases 79 to 1113 code for a protein of 344 amino acids. Gene Ontology annotation, molecular function: aspartic endopeptidase activity, intramembrane cleaving. Gene Ontology annotation, biological process: membrane protein proteolysis. The record is from RefSeq and is a predicted model, not a curated record. Gene Ontology annotation, cellular component: Golgi-associated vesicle membrane; lumenal side of endoplasmic reticulum membrane; cytoplasmic side of endoplasmic reticulum membrane.
CUGGUCGACUCCAGUCAGGUGUCCACCUUCCUCAUCUCCAUCCUGCUCAUCGUCUACGGCAGCUUCAGAUCAUUAAAUAUGGACUGUGAGAACCAGGAAAAGGACAAGGAUGGAAACCCUAUAACCAACUCCUUCAACAACAGCAACUCUAAUAACAGUAUUCAGACCAUCGACUCCACACAGGCUCUGUUCCUCCCCAUCGGAGCGUCCAUCUCGCUCCUCGUCAUGUUCUUCUUCUUCGACUCGGUCCAGGUGGUCUUCACCAUCUGCACUGCGGUUCUCGCCACCAUAGCGUUUGCGUUCCUGCUGUUGCCGAUGUGCCAGUAUCUGACGAGACCCUGCUCUCCACAGAACAAGAUCUCAUUUGGUUGCUGCGGUCGGUUCACGCUGGCGGAGCUUCUCUCAUUUUUCCUGUCAGUGAUGCUGGUCCUCAUCUGGGUGCUCACGGGACACUGGCUCCUCAUGGACGCGUUGGCGAUGGGUCUGUGUGUGGCCAUGAUCGCAUUUGUGCGUCUGCCGAGUCUCAAAGUGUCCUGCCUGCUUCUCUCGGGCCUCCUCGUCUACGACGUCUUCUGGGUGUUCUUCUCAGCCUACAUCUUCAACAGUAACGUGAUGGUCAAGGUGGCCACGCAGCCGGCCGAUAACCCUCUGGACGUGAUCUCGCGUAAGCUGCACCUGGGACCCGGCAUGGGCCGCGACGUUCCCCGCCUCUCGCUCCCGGGCAAGCUGGUGUUCCCCAGCUCCACGGGGAGCCACUUCUCCAUGCUGGGCAUCGGGGACAUCGUCAUGCCCGGUCUGCUGCUCUGCUUCGUCCUGCGCUACGACAACUACAAGAAGCAGGCGAGCGGAGAGGCCACCGGCACGGCCAACGCGCCCGGCCGCAUGCAGCGCGUGUCGUACUUCCACUGCACCCUCAUCGGAUACUUUGUGGGUCUGCUGACCGCGACCGUGGCGUCUCGGAUUCACCGCGCGGCUCAGCCGGCUCUGCUGUACCUGGUGCCCUUUACCCUCCUGCCUCUGCUCACCAUGGCCUACCUGAAGGGUGACCUGCGGCGCAUGUGGUCCGAGCCUUUCCACACCAAGUCCAGCAGCUCCCGCUUCAUGGAAGUAUGAUGGCCACGACAGAGCGGUCAGCAUUCGAACUCAUCCCCGACACGCCGAGAGAGAGAGAGAGAGAGAGAGAGGGGGCGAGAGAGAGAGCGCUCGUCUUCUCGCCACCUCUCGUUCAGACGGAGAAGCUCGCCGACGUCACUGCCAGAUGAAUCCCGCUCAGCACAUUCGCUCUGUUCUUUCUUCUACCUUUACUUUGUUCCAGCCCUCUUCAUUCCAGAUGCUUCUUUCUCUCUCUCUCUCUCUCUCUCUCUCUCUCUCUGUCUCGAUUCGUCCCCUGUUGGACUGAGGCUGCUCCUUAUGGGACAUUUGGGACACAGCCGGCUCACCGAGCCUCGGGUGAUUAUUAUUUUCUAAUCAGCAUCGUUAUGGAUUUAUAGACCAGAACAAUGUCGUGUUUUUUGGUGUUUUUUUUGUUGUUGUUUUGAAUCAUGGACAAGAAGCUGAAAACAGCUCGGAACAAUAACGACCCCGAGGGGACCAGCGCACACGCACACACGCGUGCGACCAGGCCACAGACGUUUCCCCGUCCUCCCGAGUCUACUCCUGCUUUUCUCUCUCUCUCUUUCUCUUUUGUGUACGUAAUACCUUUCAUCUAAUACCUCGCUCUCCCUACUUUGCGGAUACGUGUAUUUUAUUUAGACAGAUUUUAUCCUCGGCGUAUACAGAGACGAUGCAUUAUAAAGUCGAGCGCACGUGCGUGUGCGCCCCUGGUGGAAGCCAGCGUCGCGCUGUGCCGCUCCAUGUAUAUAUGUGUACACGUGUAUUAGGAGCAUCGUGCCAGGGUGCGAGUGUGUGUGUGUGCGUGCUUACUUAUGAACCGCGUGUGUGUGCGCGCCUGUUGUUUUGCGCUUUUUCCCUUCGUUGCUUUGACUGGGUUUGUAAAUUCCUCAGAUUUCAGGGGAGGAUGAGAAUGCUAAUGAAUUAUUUUGCUUUUCCGGAAGCUGAACGUCGGCCGGUCACAUUUUUACGGCUCUUUAAGGCACAGGUUACUGCAGGCGGGGGGGGGGGACGGUGGGCAGAGCUUCAGAGUGUGUGUGUGUGUGCGAGUGUGUGAGACUGAAGGAGUGAAUUAUACACAUGGCAUUACCUCUGCUAAGGAAACAGGUCAGAGACAAGAUUACGCUCCGACACCCUGAAUGUAGUUGAUCAGUCGUUGCAAAUUUAGCGCCAGGCUCCCGUUAGCGGUCGCCGGCGGAUCGUGAUCCGCGUUAUUGAUUUGGCACAGUUUUUACUCCUGACACGACCCUCCCUAUUUAUCUGGGCUUGGGACCGGCACUACAAUGCACUGGUUUAUGCAUCCUAGCGGCCAGGUACCUAUAGGACCAGACACGGGGGAGAACAUGCAAACUCCACACAGAAAUGACCCGGACCGCCCCACCUGGGGACCUGGCCUAUUUAGCGCCGGGCUGACAUCGCUUAUAGGAAACCAGCAGCACGAGGCUCCAACGUACCAAUCAUGGCCCGUUCUCCGGGUAGCCUUGUGCGUUUUUCUUUUAUCGUACGUCCGAGUCAGAAUGAAUUCUUGCCCUGAGUUGGAUUGGCACCCGCUCUCGGGUGUAUAGCGCAUCUAAGUGCCCGUUAAUCCUCCUCUGUUACACUAGACUCACCUCAAAAGUUUCCACACUUUUUUAACUCUAUUUUUUAAGAAUUUCAAAAACAAAUGACACUUUUCUACAUCGUCACCUUCCGAUGCUUUUCUCAGGCAUUGUACCAACUUUUUAAUGUUUUUGGGUUGUGUGUGUAGCCACUGAUGCGCCGCUGCUUUCACAUCAUCAUCACAUGAAAAUCUUCUUCCCUUAAAGCUUCUUUAAGUGUCCAAAAAGGUAGAAAUCAGAUGGAGCUAAAUCAGGACCGUAAGCGUCUCUCAGACACGACCGAUUACUCCUCCUACUACACCCUCACCGCUUAUAACAUAUAAAAGUGAGGAAACUUUUUAAAUAUCUCUUGUACAUUAAUGUUGGCAUUAAACGCUGUGUGAUUUAACUUGAGGGCGCCUACAAAAACCCCUGAAAAUGACGUCAGGAAGAGCUUAAAUCCUCCAACCUUACUUUUAUUGUUUUGUUAGUGCUUAUAAUAAGCUCUCUGCUACUGACUCUACAUUACCGCCCCCUUCACUACGUCACGCUCUAUUAAAUAAAGAGGUGGCUCGGUGGGUAGCACUGCCGCCUCACAGCAAGAAGGUCCUGCGUUCAGAUGGAGCUAAAUCUGGACUGUAAGUGUCUCUCAGACUCUCGGACACGCCCGAUCACUCCUCCUCCCACCCUCACCACUUAUAACCACAAUAUAAAAGUGAGGAAACUUUUUGAAGAUCCCUCGUACUUGUGAAAUUUAGGGGGAGUCAGACUUUCGCAUGUUUAGAAAACAAGAGUAAUUAUAUUUAUUUUAAAAUAAAUAUAACUCUCCUUUAGGUCUUUGCCUCGACGAUAUUAAAGUAUAAAGUGAUUAGUAUAAAAAAGUUACAUAAAUUAUUUAUAAUUGUUUAACUUUUUCCUCCUAAACAUUCAUUUAUUCAUUCUGUUUUACCACUCCUUUAUCCUGGUCAGGGUCACGGUGGGUCUGAUUCUUUAAGCGAAAGGCAGGAAACACACCGGACAGGUCGCCAGUCACAUCACACACACACACACACACAAUAUCUAAUAGCUCUGAUUAACCUGACUGCAUGUCUUUGGACUUGUGGGAGACAAACACAAGGAGAACAUGCAAACUCCACACAGAAAGGACCCAGAUUUCACUCUCCAUUACGGAUGUGAAAAGAAGCGGUCGGUAUUGCACACGUCUGAGGCGGCAUGUUUCAGUUCCUCAGUCAGGAGUGGAGAUGAAAUAUGUUCCGGGAAUUGGAUAUGACUCGAUUAAGAGGAAGAUGCAUUAAUUUUUUUUCUUAAUAAACUGCCUAUACAAAACGUAGGUGGAAUAUUUAACAUUCAGCAUUAAAUGAAGUGGAAUUUGCAGGAUGGCACGAAGGUGGUGGUUCCGUUUUCCCCUCUCAUCGCUGCCAAGGCUGUCAUGCUCACGGAUCGCUUCUUUUCACCUACCAGGGGCGGGUCUCACAGAGGCGCAGUAUAACGAGCAGAGAUCCAUUCGUGAUCGGUCAACCCUCGGUCAGCUUAGGCCACGGUUACACCACAGACGAGGAACCCUGUUUCAGCCGACACAGCCAAUCAUGUGCCUCCGAUCUGAGAUUCAAACAUGUAGUGUUUGUACCGCGUAUGGAGGGCCACGCUGUGUCUUGCGUGUUCCUCCACCACUCUGCAGACAGAACAAGUCUCUAAUGUGGUGCCAGUGAGAUGAAACCCCAUCCAAACUUCCCUCCCUCAGACACAGCCUAUUCUGUCUGUGCUCUACUCCCCCCGUAGAGAAUUAAAUUCCCUUGUGGGGUCUAGUGUUCAAUAAACGACGAUUUAUGCGAAUCUCAGGCGCCCGUCACGCUCAGGCUGAUCGACUACAUUCACUGUGUGGGGGGUGUGCAUUUCAGAGCGGUGCUUUUAUAGCGAAGGACUCGAUCCUUUCUCGAUCAUUGGAUGAGACUGAUGAGGUUUCGUAGGCAUGUGCCAAUACUGACCUGCUAUCCAAUCACCUGGUUUACUGUAUUAGCACAAGCGUGUAUAUAAAAAACGUGGACGCUACUUUACUGAAAAGGAUGUAAUAGGACUGAUGGGUACAUGUGGGGGAGGGGGUGUUUGUAUGCAUUUAUUAUUAAUUUUAUUGUAAUUGAAUUAAACUGGGGGUUGUGAUGAGGGAUUAUGGGCACAUGACUGGUGGUUUGUUUUUCAUACUUUACUAUUUCCUUGACGGUUAUUUAGUGUGUGUGUGUGUGUGUGCGAGCGAGUUUGCGGUGCAAGUCUUGUCGAGGUCUGCUCUUUGUCUACCCGUUACCCGUUCCCUUUUCAAAAUCUCGGACUCGUCAGGCCUUGCAUGCGAAGCGUACGGCGAAGCGUUCCUCACGCUGCGUUCCGGCGACGCCCGAGGCCGGACGGCGCACGACGGACGCCGACCAGCGUCGCACAACAAACACGAGCCUGAGCUACAAAAAUCCUCUGACUGUUCGCCAGGACAAGGACCUUCUGGUAACCGGGCGUGGCUCGGACACGCCACAAUCAUGCUCGUCAUCCCCCACCAGCCAACGAUAACAGACAUGAAACAAAAAAUGAACUUCCUCCGAUUAAUGGUGAUUCCAUUCAUCAUUUUUACGGGAGGCCCUGCUUUUUGUUUUACCACUUGUUUGUAUUUUUCUUAGUGCUUUAGAAUUUUUUUUAUAAUUAUUAUAUUAUUAUUAUUAUUAUUUUACUGGUUUUUUUUUUUUGUUCCUUCUCCCUGUUCACUCCCGGCCAGCAGAGGGCACUAAGCUCCAUUGGUACGUUCCUCUUUACGGCCAAAAGGAUUCUGUAUAAAAGUGAAGUUAAAAAUAAAUUAAGAACUGUGUAGUGA